Molecule: messenger RNA, 6625 nt
Organism: Prorocentrum cordatum
Lineage: Eukaryota; Dinophyceae; Prorocentrales; Prorocentraceae
Source: the annotation of a GenBank genome assembly
GGUGCCCGAGGAUGACUUGGCGAGGAGGUGGCAGAGGUGGAGGGGGACCAGCAGGCUGCAGCCAGCGGCCCAGAUCCUGAAGGAGCGCAUCGACGCGCUGGCGCAGGCCGGUCGGGAAUCGAGGCUGGAGGAUGAGCGUGCCGAGGGCGCAGAGCAGGCACUGCGGAUGCUGCACCAGCACUGGUGCGAGGGGAACGACGUCCACGACGAGGACCGUUGGAGGCAUCCCGCCCUGCAUCGGUCGCGCGGCGGCCAGCACCCGUACCCGGGCCUCUCGAACCUGUGCAACUCCUGCUACCUCAACGCGCCCCUGCAGUGCCUCCCCCACUGCCCCGCCGCGCGCGCCGCGCUCCUGGGGGCGGAGCGCGAGGGUGAGCCGCUGGUCGUGCAGGAGCUGCGCGCCCUGGCGGCCGCCUGCGUGCGCGGGGUGCCGCCGCCCGCGGAGGACGUCGGCGGCUCCGCGCCAGCGCCAGUCCGCUUGGACCGCUGGUCCCCGCACGCCUUCGUGGACGCGUUCCUCGCGAAGCACUGGGUGGACUUCGGGCUGGGGAAGUACGCGGACGCGAGUGAGGCGCUGUCCUUCAUCCUGGAAGACGCGCCCGGUCUCGCCAGCCUCUUCCAGACAGGAUGCGACGAGGAGGCCAUGAUGAGGCUCCCGGCGUUCGUGGACGAGGCAGACGAAGGCGACGACGCCCUGUCGCCGCAGGACUUCCUCCUCGACGGGGGCGCGCAGCGACUGGGCGUGCGAGAGCUGCUCCGCCGCGGCGCCUCCAUGGGCGGGCGGCUGCGAUCGAAGCCCGAGUUGCUGGCGGUCCACGUGCCCCAGAGGUUGGAGCGGGGCGACGGCGCGGCGCUCUUCCUCGGCGGCUGCGACAUCGCGCCCUACUGGGGCGAGCUCCCGGAGGUGGCUCUGAGGGCGGGGGGGGAAGACGUCGCGUACCGCCUGCGCGCCCACGUGCAGUACAUCCUGCCCGAGGGGUCGGAAGCCGUCCCAUCCCACGUUCUGAAUGACCCCCAGGGCCACUUCGUGGCCCACUUCGAGGAGGACGGGAGCUGGUACACUGCAGACGACCUGGGCGAUCGGCCGCACGUGGUCCAGUGGGCGCCUGGCACCCAGCACAAGAUACCUUGCAUCAUCUUCCUUGAGAAGGUGGGCUCCAGGGCGGCCCGCGCCGAGGCGUGCCCGUGGCCGCUCGGGCCGGUCGUCGACGGCGCGGAGGGCGCGGGCGACGACGGCGAUGUCGACACGGACGGCGAGGACAGCCCUGGCCUCGACGGAGCGCCCGAGAAGCAGGAGGAGGAGGGUGGCGGGGCCGGCGACGCUGGCGCGCUGGGCGCGCGGAAGCGACCCGCGGCGUCAGCGAGGAGCGGCGCCCCUGCCAGGAAGCGGCUCCGCCUCCGAGGGAAGCAGAGCGUGGCUGGGAGGCAGCAGAGCCGCGCCGGGAGGCAGCAGAGCCGCGCCGGGAGGCAGCAGAGCCGCGCUGGGAGGCAGCAGAGCCGAAACCAGGAGGGGAUGCAGCAGAGCCGAAACCGAGAGGGGAGGCAGCAGAACCGGGAGGAUCAGAAGCGCGGUUGCAAGCCGGAGGAGGUGUUGCGGCAGGGGCGGAAGCCGAAGAGCAAAGGCGACAACGCCGACGGGUCCAGGCAGGACGCCCAGAACAACGCCGCCACCCCGGUCCUCCGCAGCAGCAUGGAGGCGAAGAGCUUGCAGGCGGCGUGCGACGCGCGCCGGGAGUGCGGCGACCUGUUCUUGCACUUGCACUUGCUGGAGCCGCUGGCCGCUGCCGAUGACCUGCUGAAGCGCUACCCUGACUUCUUCGUCUACGCGGGCGACGACUGCGCCAACCGAUGGGCGACGUUCCUGCGCGCCUUCGAUCGGCCUGACAAGUUGGCCGGCAGGCUGCGGGAGGCGCUCGGGGUGACGGAGAAGGAGAUUUCCGACGCCAAGCGCCGACUGGAGAGCGGGGAGUGGCACUUGCACCACGUCGCGGAGCUCCUGGACGAGCGCCUGGGCUUCGCCCACGGCGCCCACUCCGUGGCGGCCGCGGUCCGCCUGGCGGCGAGCGACGCGUCGGCCGCGCUGGGCGACGGCAACCCGCUGAGGGCGCACCUGGCGGAGGCGUGGCAGCGCAGACCCUGCAACCGCGGCCCGCCCCGGCACGCCGCCAUGCCUGCGCGCCUUCGGGAUCGCUCUGAGUGGUUCCAGUGCCCCGCGCCCGCCCUGCAUUAUGCCUGCCGCAUGUGCGAGGCCGAGUUCCCCAACAGGGAGGCGUUCAAGGCGCACCAGGGCAGAGUCCACGGGGGGCAGCGGUGGUACCAGUCGCUGUAUGUGGCGCGGUGCGAGCUGGAGCCCUACCAGCCGUCGCCGACCGAGGAGCGCCAGGUGGUUGCCAGGUUCCACAUUUCCCAGUGCUGCGCCACCGUCGACCCCGUGGACGAGCCGUUCGUCCCGAAGCCUGAACCGGAGGUGCAGAAGCAGCUGCUCCACGCGGAGAUCAUCGGCAGUAUCGUCGGCAAGAUCGGGCAGGGGGGGCCCGCGGAGGAGAUCUCCCGGCAGGCGGCCGGCGCGGCGGAGUCGGCAGCCCGCGCUCAGGCGGCGUGUCAGGCGAGGGGGCCCCGCGCUUUCCAGGCCUGCGUCUGCUGCGCCAUGCAGCAGUGGUCCGAGAACCUCCACUCGGAGUACCUCGUCGGCGACAAGUGCACCAUAAAGGACCGGGCCCAGUUCGCGGACUGCCUGUCGGCCGAGUGGCAUCACCAACGAUGUCCCCUCAUACCGCGCGACGAGCUGAUGUCGUCGGCCGUGGACUUCCCCCACAACGACUGCGAGGGCUCGCCGACGUCCACGAAGAUACUCAUGCACAAGAGGCGCGUGCCGCCCGAGGCGCUCGAAGGGAAGGUGCCGGUGAAAGUGUGCGAGGAUUGCCGGAGAGACCUGUGGUCUGAUCACCCCAAGGUGCCGCUCAUGGCGCUGUUGAACGACCUCUGGCUGGGCCGCCACCACCCCCUGCUCAGGAAGGCCGCUCUCGCACACCAGAUGCUGCUUGCGCUCGGCCGCGUCGUGUCCACGAAGAUCUACCUGUCCAGCAAGGGCGCCGACAAGGCCGUCCGGCAGGAGCAGCAGUCGUGGAGGCAGAAGUUCUUGCAGUACGCCAUGCAGGGCACCGCCAUCGUGUUCGGGAACGGGAACCCGGGCGUGCCCGACUUCAUGCUGGCCUGCGCGAAGUAUGUCCCCACGGACGCGGCGUUGGACGACGUCGCGCAGGCGCAGGGGCCCGCGUCGGCCACCACCGGUGCGCAGGCAGAGAUGAGCGCGGCCGCCGAGGACGCGCAGGAGCUGACCAAGUGGCUGUCCGUCCUCGAGGACCACAUGGACGACGUCAGCGAGCUCACGUCCCUGCCGGCGCUCCAGGGCAUGCUCGAGAGGAUGGAGAGUCAGGCGGGGCGCGUUGUGGCCAACGAGCUGAUGUCCAGACUCGAGGACCAGGGAGGCGAGGAUCGGGCGCUGCAGCUGGACGAGAUCGGGCGUCACCGCCUGCGGGACCUCUGCCAGGAGUUCCACGCGCGCUGUCGGAAGAUCUCCCCUGGGGAAGACAUGGCGAAGCUGCGCCGGCGCAUCCAGGCGCUGGAGACCAACAACUGCCAGGCGGAAGAGGGCGCGGGCGACCUGGCGCGAUCUGCAGGAGUCGCGGGGACUCCCGCCGAGGACGAUCCGCGCUCCUUGCAGGAACCGCCCGGCCCAGACGGCCAGCGGAAGGCGAGGCUUCGGGUGCCCACUUCGAGGAAGGCGGAGAGCUGGUGGAAUCCGAAGUACUGGUCGAUUGCCAGGCCCACGGACUUCUGCUACGGGGACUGCGCCUGGGGCCUCGGCCAGCUCCCCCCGGACGGAGACGAGGACCCGCAGAAGCAGAAGGAGGCUCGGCUCUGCUUCAGCGUGGCGCACUUCAUCAAUAAUCUUCUCACGCGGGAGGAGAUGGAGUAUGACGUGCCUGCCGACGAGGAGAAGUACGUGGCCAGACCCAUCAGUCGUUUCCGGAGCUGCUGGUACGACGUGCGCCUGCUGUGCUCCUUCUGGAGAGUCACGGAGACGACCAACAGCACCUACACGUUCAUGAAGACGCCCGGGGCGUUCGGGGCCGCUCGCGCCUGCGCGGACAUCACGCCGGAGAUGAUCGAGCAGGUGCAGCUCAGGGCGCAGCAGACGGGCGGGAAGGCCACGCUGCACGGCAUCCUCAAGGACAAGGACACCCCGAACGAGGUGCGCAAGGCCUUCGCCACCCUGGGCCAGGCCACUGCCGGCCAAGUCGGGUCCGACGGACACAGGCGGGAGCUGCGCGGAGAGGGCGAGGCGUAUGCCCUGCGCUUCGGCCCGCCCGUCCAGUUCGUUACCCCGAAUCUGGCAGACACCAAGCAGCCCCUGAUCCUCAUCGUGCAGGGGGAGGAAUACACCUUCGACAACGACCUGACCGAGGCGGGGCAAGUCACGUUCAGCGAGAUGUCGCAGCGCGUCGCCGCGGACCCCGUGGGCCAGGCCGUGGUGUUCGAGCUGAUGAUGAGGCUGUUCUUCGUCCACGUCCUCGGCCUGCGCCCAGAGACCGUCGGGUGGCGGCGAGGAGAAGUUCGAAAGGCUUCGGAGCACUGGGUCUCCGACGGCGUGGCGGCCGACCUCAUGGGCGUGCCCGCGGUGUUCGGCCCCCUCGUGGCGGCCUUCGGUCCUGUCGAGGCUCAGGGCCGCGGCUCGCUUCACCCGCAUAUCCUCAUCUGGCUGCUGCAGGGCCAGCUGCAAGUGCUCCUGGACAUGCUGCAGCGCGACCAGGCGAGCUUCGAGGAGCGCUUGAACCUGUGGAUGCGGCAGGUGGUGCAGGCCGUGGUCGCCACUCAGCAGAGCGCCGUGGAGCUGCUGCCCUUGCAGCUGCAGGGGGGCGAGAACAAGUGCGGGGUCGCGGUGCCGCCGCUGCCGUUCGGGCCCAACGAGAAGCGGUACUUCAGAGCCGACGGGCGCAGGGAGACGGCGACGGCAGAGCAGCUCGGGGUCGGGGACGACACGGGUGAACAGGAGCUGUGGUUCUACGACCCACAAAAGUCCGAAACCCAAGACGACGAGGUCUACCACGAGGCGUAUCGCCCCAAUCUGCCGCUGCGCCACAAGGACGGCACGGAAGCGGACGACGAGGCGGCGUGGGUGGAGAAGAACACCGCGGAGAACAAGGGGUACUGGCGGCAGCCGCUCUCCAGCAGCGCCUCCAGCAUUUUCCCGAGGUACCGCGGCGGGGGCACCCUGGCGGAGUCUCUCCCGAGCGAGGAGUGGAUUCGCGAGAUGUGCCGCGACGCGCACGAGCUCGUCAUCGGCUGCGGCAUCCACGUCUGCAGCCCCUCUUGCUACAAGUACCAUUCGGACAAGGCGCGCGGCUCGCAGAUCUGCCGCCACAACUUCUACAACCUGGUGACAUUGUGCACGUGGCCCGAGGAUGCGGACUCCCAAGAGUGCCGGUUCCGCACGCGCGGGAAGGCGCUGCGCGGCUGCAUCGGCAUCUUCCGGGAGACGGACUACGGCAUGGCCGGGCGCAUCGUCACCUUCCAGCUUCACCCCGGGGAGACCUCCACGAAGUACGCGGCGGUCGUCUCGGCGCGGUGCAACGUGGACGUGCAGGACAUGAGACGGGUGCUGCCCCCGCGCCUGUGGAUGGAUGCGUCGGAGCUGGAACCGGAGCCGGACGAGAAGGACCGCAAGAGCUACAACCAUGGCCUCUACCCUCAGCGCUACGCCGACUUCUCGGUGGGCGCCCGGGAGGACUGGGGAUGGUUCCAGCAUCUGAACACCACGUCCGCGGAGAAAUGGGACCUUGUCGUAGUCACCGACUGGCACGAGAUCUUCAGGGAGCUCGCGAACCGCGACAGCCCCGCCGUGGACGGUGGCGACGCUGCGCGCGCCGAUCUCCAGCGCGACCUGGAGCGGCACGCGCUGGCCACCUUCGUGGACGCCCACAACACGAGCUACUACGUCAACUCGUACACCGCGAAGGUGAACCCCAGCAUGGACGACGUGCUCUGCAAGCUCCUCGACGGCGUGCGCCGCCUGAAGAGCCAGUGGGACGACAGGGAGGCGCAGGCCGCGGGCGACGCCGGCGACGAGGCCCAGUCGACCGCCGCAGGAAAGCACAAGGAGGAUUUCAAGCGCACGCCGCAGGUGUUGGCCUGCUUCGAGACCUGCUUCCGCAGGGCCUCCUGGAAAAGCGGCAGCGAGAUGGUCUUCCCCAUGCUCUUUGGGCACCUCUCCUUCAUGACGCACCGUUGCUGGAAGGUGUUCAUGCGGAAAUCCAUCUACCUCGCCGCGGAGUCCUGGCGCAGGCGGUACGGCCAGGCCGACACCGCGGAAAGCGCACCCGCCGCCUCGAUCACGUACGCGGUCCCCGGCACUGGACAGCAGGUCGCGAUGCCGGGGUGGCGCGAGGUGCAGCGCGAGGGCGAGACGGUGUACGUCAGCCCCGACGGCGAGGAGUUCGACACGUUCGAGUACGCGCACCAGGCGUUCCAGAUCGCGAACGCCAGCGGCGGCUCGCUGCGCGACGUGACGAAGGCGCUGAACAAGUUGCGGGAAGGCGAGGCCGAAGAGGUGCCCGAGACAUGA